Messenger RNA from Zingiber officinale, 3098 nucleotides. RefSeq names its product protein WEAK CHLOROPLAST MOVEMENT UNDER BLUE LIGHT 1-like. Lineage: Eukaryota; Viridiplantae; Streptophyta; Magnoliopsida; Zingiberales; Zingiberaceae. The record is from RefSeq and is a predicted model, not a curated record. The coding region runs from base 714 to 2963 and encodes 749 amino acids. The transcript has 3 exons.
GGUAGUGAAUAAUUGCAUGAGGAUCUUCAUGUGGUUGCCUUUUUCUUCUCAUUUUCUUCUUUGAAUUACCUGUCUAAACUUGGAGUUAUGCAUUGUUUUGCUUGUUUUGUACAUAUGAAAUUGCUGAUGAUUAUGAAUAAUAAACCAGAAAUACUCCUACUAUUUUUUUUGGGGCUUCGAAAAUGGCUCAUGGGGUUUCCUCUCUUAAGGACUCUAUACUCAGCUAUUCUGAGUUAGUUUCAGCUGUCAUAUCUCAAACCCUAUCAAUUAGUAAAUGCUCAUAUAAUCAGGUUUGUCCCUCAAUCUCCUUUCUUCUUUAAUUCUGUGUUUAGUUGAUGUUCAUAAUGUAGAUAUUUGCUACUUUAUCUUUGGCUAUAAUAAUUUUUCACAAACCAUAAGGUUCCUAAUCCAGUAUAUAGUAAAGCACUAUAUUCUCUAUUUAAUCUGUUUUGAAGUUCAUAAUCCAAUGAGGUUAAAUCAGAUUGAUGGAUGAACAUAUGCCAAAAUGUUGGAAAUGUGAUAAAACUCUUGAUUUCCUAUGAAACGAUGAACAUUAUGUUCAUAUGAUUAGUUCAUGGUUCCCUGGUUAAAUUAUGUCUUGUCAGGCUUUAUGUUAUUAUGACAUUGUGGAUUAACUUAUAGUAGGUAUUGCAAAUUUUUGCAAGCAUCCAAUAUCUCUUCUGAACAUUAUAAAUGAUCAUGAUUACAUUCAAAUGAAACAAGGUGCAACCUCAAUUAAUUGUGUUUCAAUUUAUUUGUUACAACGUUCAAUUAUAUGCUUGCUCUUAUCUUUUCUUACAAAGAAAUUAUUAAAUGGAUACUCAAAUUUUCCUCAGAUGGAGGAAUCAAAGUUCAUUGAAGAAAGGACAGAUCCUACUAAUUCAUUUUUCUCAAUGGAAGGUUGUAGUCCAGAAGACAUUUCACUCUUCGUCAUGGGCCAGCAAGAUAAUGAAAUUCUUCCUCUUGAUGAACUAAAAGGAGUUGAGGUGCCAAAACCCAGUGAUGGAGUAUUAAAGAAUUUAAAGGAAGAUGAUAUGAAAAGAAGCUUCAUUGAUACUGCAACACCUUUUGAGUCUGUUAAACAGGCUGUAUCCAAAUUUGGAGGGACCGUUGAUUGGAAAGCUCAAAAGGAACUGAUUAUAGAGAAGCGCAAGCAUGCCCAACUUGAACUUAAGAAAGUACAUGAAAAAAUCCCAGUAUACAAAGCACAAUGUGAAGUUGCAGAAGCAUUUAAAGAACAGGUGCUAAAGGAGUUAGACUCUGCUAAAAGACUCGUGGAAGAGCUUACUCUAGGUUUGGAGAAAGCAGAAACUCAGGAGGCAGAAGCCAAACAAGACUCCGAACUUGCUGAUCUACAACUGAAAGAAAUGGAGCAAGGAAUUGCUAACAGUGCAAGUGUGGUUACCAAGACACACCUAGAGGUCUCCAAGGAAAGAUGUGCCAGUGCAGUUGCAGAGUUGAAAUUGGUAAAAGAAGAGCUUCACUCCACAAAAAGAGAAUAUGAUUCAUUAGUUCAGGAGAGGGACAUCAUAGUAACGAAAGCUGAUGAUUCUGUUUCUGCAUCGAGGGAAAUCGAGAAGGCUGUUGAGGACCUGACCCUCGAACUUAUCAUGAUUAAGAAAUAUCUUGAGUCUGCUCAUUCUGCGCAUCUUGAAGCAGAAGAACAAAGAAUUGCUGCAGCCUUGGCCUUAGAUCAAGAUAGAUUAAACUGGGAAAAACAGCUGAAGCAAGCUGUAGGAGAAUUACAACACCUUAACGAGAAACUCCUGUUGACACAGGAUCUUGAAUCAAAACUGGACAGAGCUUCUACAUUAUUUGUCAGUCUAAAAGAUGAAUUAUCUUCGUACCAAGAAGCACAGAGGAACCUGGGAACCAAAACCACUCAAGAACAGAUGCUAGCUUAUUGGGAAGGAGAUUUACAAGAGAUAGAAACAAACACUCAAGAAGCAUUAGCCUCAACUACUAAAGAGCUCGAGGAAGUAAGGUCCCAUAUUGAAACUGCUAAGAAUGAAGUCAAUUGUUUAAAACUUGCUGUUUCUUCACUCGAGAAUGAUCUGGAAAAGGAGAAAACAACCUUGGCCACCAUGAAACAGAGGGAAAAUCUUUCAUCCAUUUCAGUCUCAUCACUUGAAGCUGAACUUAACAGGGUUCAUGCUGAGCUGGAGCUAAUUAUGAACAAAGAUGAGGAUUCCAGAGAAAAGAUGGUGGACCUACCCAGGGCACUGCAACAAGCGGCUGAGGAAGCAGAUCACGCUAAAUUGGUGGCGAAUUUGAUGCGCGAGGAACUAAAGAAGGCUAAGUAUGAAGCAGAGCAAGCCAAUGUUGCAGCUAACACGAUGGAGAAAAGACUAAAUGCAAUUAUGAAGGAAAUUGAAGCAUCCAAAGCUUCCGAGAAGUUGGCUAAGUCAGCACUCGAAGCAUUGGAAGAAAGUGAACGGGCAAACUUAGAAUCUGACAACUCGGCAAAUGGAGUAACCCUACCAAUUGAAGAAUACUAUACACUUAGCAAGAACACCUAUGAAGCCGAGGAGAUUGCUUAUAACAGAGUAAUUUCUGCUUUUGAACAAAUUAAAGCUGCCAAGGAAUCUGAGUUAAAGAGUUUAGUAAAACUGGAGGAAACAAAAAAGAUGAUUAAGAAGAAGAAAAUAUUCCAAAUAGCUGCAAUGGGAAAACCCGAGAUGGCCAAUGAAGAAAAACUACAUGCAGAACAGGAGUUGCAAACAAUGAGAGCUGAGCUUGAACAACGAAGAAAAGUUAGCAAUGAUGCUAUGGGCCUCUCUGAUCCAGAAGGCGCAAUCGGUGAAAUAGAUGCUGCUUAUGAAAGUUCAUCAGGAAGUCCAAGACCCUAUAUACCACAAUCAAAUACAACAAUUGCCCUACGAAACUCAAAAAGGAGGAGAUCCUUUUUACCUCGAUUGGUCACGUUUUUAACCAGAAAGGAGGUUCAGACGCCGAAGUCAUAAAAUAGCAUCUUCAAAAGCACUAAAUACUCUCAAUUUUAUAUUUAUCUCAUUAUGGCAAAGUUAAUUAUGCCAUCGACAGAGAGCUAAUAUAGUGAAACAGAUGACUGUUUUCUUAUCAUAUUUGUCUUGGAAAUA